Molecule: messenger RNA, 1523 nt
Organism: Melampsora larici-populina 98AG31
Lineage: Eukaryota; Fungi; Basidiomycota; Pucciniomycetes; Pucciniales; Melampsoraceae
Exons: 9
Coding region: 103-1392 (429 amino acids)
Biological process (GO): L-aspartate catabolic process; biosynthetic process
Cellular component (GO): mitochondrion
Molecular function (GO): pyridoxal phosphate binding; L-aspartate:2-oxoglutarate transaminase activity
Source: RefSeq, a predicted model, not a curated record
GUCAUACUUUCCAUCAACUCAACUUAAUCUCUUGAUCCACUAUAAAACUCAGCAAGACACUUGGCUCACCUACAACUUCAACAAUAGCAUCACAUUAUCAAAAUGACUGUCUCAGUACUAGCUCUCAGAGCCGCUUCUCGAUCAUCCUCCUUACUGGCUAAUCGUCAGAACUUGUUAAGAUCUGUUACUACUUGGUCAAAUGUUCCAGCUGGUCCUCCAGAUCCAAUCUUAGGUGUGACUGAAGCUUUCAAAGCUGACACUAGUCCCCAAAAGAUGAACUUGGGUGUAGGCGCGUACCGUGAUGAGAAUGGAAAACCAUUUGUAUUACCUUCAGUUCGAAAAGCCGAAUCUGAUAUUGUAGCUGCAAAGUAUGACAAAGAGUAUCUUGGAAUCACCGGUUUUCCAGAAUUCACCAAACAUGCUGCUAUCUUGGCUUACGGCAAAGAUAGCGCACCACUCAAAGAGGGUCGCGUUGCUAUCACUCAAUCAAUCUCUGGUACAGGUGCUUUGAGAAUCGGAGGCGCUUUCUUACAGAGGUUUUAUCCACACUCCAAAACUAUCUAUCUUCCAUCUCCUACCUGGGGAAAUCAUAUUCCAAUCUUCAAGGAUUCCGGAUUAGAAGUCAAGACUUACAGAUAUUAUGACAAGAAAACCGUAGGACUGGAUGCCAAGGGUAUGCUAGAGGACAUUAGAAACGCACCAGACAAAUCUAUCAUUUUGCUUCAUGCUUGCGCUCAUAACCCAACCGGAGUAGAUGCUACUCAGGAACAAUGGAAAGAGAUUGCCCAAGCCGUCAAGGAAAAGGGACAUUUUACCUUUUUCGAUAUGGCUUACCAAGGAUUUGCAUCGGGAGAUGUAGACCGAGACGCAUUUGCACCUCGAUACUUUGUAUCUCAAGGUCUUGAUAUUGUCCUUUCUCAAUCAUUUGCCAAGAAUAUGGGUCUUUAUGGUGAACGAGUAGGAGCCUUCUCAGUUGUCUGUUCUGACAAAGAACAAAAAGCCAAGGUCGAGAGUCAAAUCAAGAUCUUGGUUAGACCUAUGUACUCUAACCCACCUGUACAUGGUGCAAGAAUUGCUGGAACGAUUAUGAGUGAUCCAAAACUUUACUCUCAAUGGCUUGGCGAAGUCAAAUUGAUGGCUGAUCGAAUCAUUGGAAUGAGGACAGCAUUGUAUGACACACUUGUUAACGAGCUCGGAAGUAAACGCAAUUGGGAUCACAUCAAGUCCCAAAUCGGAAUGUUCUGUUUCGCUGGUAUCUCACCUGAACAAGUGGAGAAGAUGACGAAAGAUCACCAUGUCUACAUGACGAAAGACGGACGGAUCUCCAUGGCUGGUGUUACUCCUCACAAUGUUAAAAACUUGGCCAAAGCAUUACAUGAUGUGACCAAGUAAAAGGUUCAAAGCCCAUCUUCCAUGAAUUUGAAGUUUCAAUCAUUUGUUUAUAUUAAUUUUUGAUACUUGCUGCUCCUUUCUACUCACACAAUUGCAAGUCAUUCUUAAGGUAUCAUUUUUUUGAGUCAUUC